Molecule: messenger RNA, 1563 nt
Organism: Lotus japonicus
Lineage: Eukaryota; Viridiplantae; Streptophyta; Magnoliopsida; Fabales; Fabaceae
Exons: 2
Coding region: 1-1563 (520 amino acids)
Source: RefSeq, a predicted model, not a curated record
AUGGUAGCAUUACAUCUUGGGAGGACUUGGCUGAGAAAUUCACCACCAGGAUGGAGGAAUAUCCCUAAUUUCUCUUGGAGGCAAGGUAACAAUGGGCAAGUAAGUGGCUUUCAAAGGCAAUUUCCUAGCCAGGGUUUCCAAGGCCAAGGCUCAAGGCAGCCACAAGAGAGAGUAGAAGGUGAAAGUGGCGGUUCAAAGAAAAGCUUAGAGGAGUUGGUGGAGACUUUCAUCAACCGAACGGAGAAUAAUUACAAAAAUCAAGAAGCGGCUAUUAAGAACUUAGAGAAUCAAUUUGGCCAGCUGGCAAAGCAAAUAGCCGAAAGACCUCAAGGUAAGUUUCCUUCCGAUACUAUCCCCAAUCCCAAACAGGAGAAUGCCUCUCUAGUGACUACUCGAAGUGGUAGGGUGAUGAGUGAAUUGAAGAAAAAAACAAAGGGUAAAAAAAUUGAGGAGAUAGUUGAGGGAGAAGUUGUGGUACCCAUCAAGACUAAGGAAGUUAUAGACCCCACUCCUAAGGUUAGAAAGGUCCCUUUUCCUAAGGCCUUGACUAAGAAAAACAUAGACAAGAAGUUCUCAAAGUUUGCGGAGGUUUUCAAGAAACUCCACAUUAAUAUCCCUUUUGCCGAUGCAUUGGAGCAAGUGCCCAUGUAUGCUAGGUUCAUGAGGGAUAUCUUGUCUAAGAGGAGGAGUUUAAAGGGGGUUGAUGAGACGGUAAUGUUGACAGAAGAGUGUAGUGCUAUCUUGCAGCGUAAGAUGCCAAUGAAAAGAAGAGACCCCGGAAGUUUCACUAUUCCGGUGGAGGUUGAAUGGAUGGCAGAAGUAGAAGCACUUUGUGAUUUGGGGGCAAGCAUCAACUUGAUGCCGCUUACCAUGUUUGAGAGGUUGGAUCUAGGAGAGGUGACACCAAUAAUGCUUUCUUUACAAAUGGCGGAUCGGUCCUUCAAGACACCAUAUGGGAUUGUGGAGGAUGUUAUGGUGAGGGUGGACAAGUAUGUGUUCCCCGUGGAUUUCGUUGUGCUUGACAUGGAAGAAGAUGAGAAUAUUCCGCUCAUUCUUGGCCGACCUUUCUUAGCUACUGGUAGGGCUAAGAUUGAUGUCGACAAGGGUCAUCUCAUCCUUCGUGUUGGUAAGGAAAAAGUAAGAUUCUCUGUUUUCAAUCCCAUGUUAGAGACUAACCAUGUUGAUGACUUUGUCUGUGAUAUGAUCAAAAGUGUUCCAAAGGUUCAAGAAGAGACCCCCAAGGUGGAAAAGAAAGAUGACGAGCUCCCUUCGACUCUCAUAAAGCUUGUGAGUGGUAACAAGUAUGGGGGGUCAAAGUACGAGAAUCUCCAUGCACAUAUGGUGAAGUUUUCCCUAGCAUGUUCACUUGGCAAGAAAGAAGGGAUGAGUGAUGAUGAUUUGAAAAUCAAACUUUUUCCCCACUCCUUGACCAAGGGAGCAAGAGCAUGGUUUGAUGAGCAACAAGGAAUAACCUCAUGGGAGGAUUUGUUUCGAAGGUUUUGUGCAAGGUUCUUGCCUUGCGAUUGUGGUAAGUCAUUCGGAAGUAAGGAAUUUCCUUCCUAA